Messenger RNA from Cokeromyces recurvatus, 1119 nucleotides. Its product is annotated as WD40-repeat-containing domain protein. Gene Ontology annotation, molecular function: actin filament binding. Gene Ontology annotation, cellular component: Arp2/3 protein complex; actin cytoskeleton. Bases 1 to 1119 code for a protein of 372 amino acids. The transcript has 5 exons. NCBI's taxonomy places the organism in Eukaryota, Fungi, Mucoromycota, Mucoromycetes, Mucorales, Mucoraceae. Gene Ontology annotation, biological process: Arp2/3 complex-mediated actin nucleation. The record is from RefSeq and is a predicted model, not a curated record.
AUGUCUUCGCCUGCUGUAUACAAUCUUGGUAAUGCACCAGUUACAGCUCAUUCAUUUAACAAGAAUCAAUUGGUUGUUUGCCAAAACACGAAUGAUGCUCAAAUUUAUCAAUAUGGUCAUUCUAAUUCUACAUUAGAAGCGACUUUAAAAGGUCACGAUAAAGUUAUUACCAGCAUUGAUUUUGCUCCAAAUACAAAUCGUAUUGUAACUUGUUCUCAAGAUAGAAAUGCUUAUGUUUGGACAAAUGAAGGCGGUACUUGGAAGCCAGGGCUUGUAUUAUUACGUAUUAACCGUGCUGCCACUUAUGUUCGCUGGUCACCUAAUGAAGAAAAGUUUGCAGUUGCUAGUGGUGCUCGCUGUAUUGCUGUAUGCUAUUUUGAAGAAGAUAAUGAUUGGUGGGCCAGUAAACAUUUAAAGAAACCUAUUCGUAGUACUGUACUUUCUCUUGAUUGGCAUCCUAAUAAUGUUUUGUUGGCUGCUGGUUCUGCCGAUAUGAAAGCUCGUGUCUUUUCUUCUUUUAUUAAAGGACUUGACAAAAGACCUACACCUACUAAUUGGGGAGAUAAGUUACCCUUUAAUACUGUUUGUGGAGAGUUUAGUAAUGGUCGUGGUGGAUGGGUUCAUUCAGUUGCUUUUUCUCCUUCUGGUGAUGCACUUGCCUUUGCUGGACAUGAUUCAUCUAUUAACUUAGUUUAUCCUCAAGCAGAUGGUCAACAUACUCUUUUAACUAUUCCUAGUAAUACACUUCCAUUCCGUUCACUCAUUUGGGCCAAUGAACGUCAAAUUAUUGCAGCUGGUUAUGAUUGUUGUCCCGUUCUUUAUGAGACACAAGAUGGUCAAGAUUGGCAUUUUUCAGGAUCUCUUGAUAUUGGACGUAAAAAGGUUUCUCAAACAACCUCUGUCUUGUCUCGUUUCAAGACGAUGGAUUCCCGUGGCGAAGUUGAAAAUGAUACUACUUUAAACACGAUUCAUCAAAAUACCAUCAAUGAAAUUCGAGUUUACUCUGGUGAUCGAUCUAAUGUCACUCAAUUUUCCACUUGUGGAGUUGAUGGUAAAGUUGUUAUUUGGGACUUUGACCCUAGUCAACUUGUUGCAGAUCUUUCUUCUCUCAAGAUUUAA